AUGAUCCGAGAGUCUUCGGGCAAGUCUUCGGAAGAUGGCGCCACAGAGGCGCAGCUGGUGCUGGUGUCACACCCUCAUCAACUGCCAUAUUUGUCUUUGAUGGCUGCGGCCGCUGGCUUCCGAAAGGUGGCCGUGGCGGAUCCCAGGCUCUUUGAAGGGAUCCCCUGGCGAACCUUCGGCUGUACAGACUUGGGCUACAGCCGCGGCACCAAUGCGAGCCAUGCCUUAGCUCAAGAGGCGGUGCGCUUGGAGUCUUAUGUGACGCAGUUGAGGGAAACAGAGCCACAGAGGCUGGAACGUUUGCAGCCCUUGUUGCAGAAGGUCAAUGCCACCUUAGCCUUUCAUCGCUGCGUCGUACAGGCGGGCACUGCAAAGAAUUGUGGAGCCUGA
This is a messenger RNA of Durusdinium trenchii, 390 nucleotides long. Lineage: Eukaryota; Dinophyceae; Suessiales; Symbiodiniaceae. The record is from the annotation of a GenBank genome assembly.